UUAUUUAGGGGGAAGAAAGAAAGAAACAAAGUUGUCGACUGAGCAAUGCACACGGGGAGGGAUUUUAUUUAUCUCAAACAAGUCGUUUAGUCCAGCUCCGGUACUCUGGGAUGUAACUGUAACCGGUUUCCUUCAUUUCCUUCUCUCUCCGCAAACUUCUCCGCUACUCUUUCCACGGGAUUUCUGCUCUGAAAACGGGAAUGAUAAAAGCAGCCGGAUGGACGGACGGACUGAGGGGUCUUUAUAGCGAGAGCCGUAUGUGUGUUUCCUGUUGCCUGAGUUUAAGUUAAACAUAGUAUUUACCAUUUUUUUUACCGAGCACACUUUGCCCUGAAAUGAAUGGCAGAAGUGGACUUUCUGUGCACAAACGGAUUUAUUUUUCCUGUCUACACCGGAGCCACAUGAAGUGUGCAUCCCGCUGAACCUCUGCGCUUUGUGUUUGAAAAAAGAAAAGAAAAUUCAACAGAGACACCCCCUCACCGCACUGGAGAUAUCAGAGCGACUUUCCUGAAGGUUAUUUCCCACAGUUUGACUAAAAGAGAAGAUGCAGAUGUGGAGCCACAUGAGGGUCCACAAAGGAGGCCCUCCGCGACCAUAGGUCACACCGAAGUGUCCUGGAUACAGGUGAAAAAACGACAAGGCUCCAUCAUGGACAGGCCGAUCAGCAAGUUACUGGAGAAGUUAAAGCUUACAGACUCGGGCAGUGUGAAAUUCAACAGUUCAAAGAAAAAACAUGACUCUGCCAACAACUCUAAUAACAGCAACGCUAACACUGGCAGCUCUGGAGGCGGUGGGGGGGGCCCCGGUCUGCCACCGGCUCCCAUCUCUGCCUCGCCCUCCAGACCCGGCCAGUUCUCGCUUGCCUCUGCAACCACAAGCGACGCAUGUGUUCCUGCAAGUGGGAGAGGAGGAGGGGGGGGAGGAGGAGGGAUGGGUAUGCCUCCCUCUCAGCUCCUCUCCCCACCGCCUACUUCCUCCUCCAUACCUCAAGAUGGCGAGCAGCACCCCUCCACCCUGGCUCCACUGAGGCGCCGCUCCCCCCAGCAGAGAGCGUCCUGCUACCUGGGCGAAGGCGCGGACCUCCACAUGAGGAGGGAGUCCGGCCUGGGCCCCGAGUGUGACAUCUUGGGGGCGUACGGCUCCAAGACGUCCCUCAACCAGCGGCGCUACUCCCUGGAGCUCCAGCAGCUGGUCAGGCGGCGGCUGGGAGAGGAGCGGCUUUUCUCCGCCCCCCCGCCGUACCCUGCCUCCAUGGGCUAUGGUUCGGCUCCCAGAGGUGGCCUGGCAGAACCGGGCUACCUCUCCGAGCCCGAGAGACACAAACGCCUCUCUCUCCAGGAGGCUCUGUUCUACAAACGCCUGAGCACGGGCAGCGAGCUGUGGGAGAACCCGAGGCCUGCGUCCCUCUCUAACCCCCCGCACCGCUCCUCUGAUGUUCCUGGAGGUGUGGGAGGGGGGUUCUUCUACCCUCCGGGACCCACCCUGAGCCCAUGCUCUUCAUUCAGCCUGCAGGAGUCGUUGCUGGUCAGCCCCCGGUCCAGCUUCGCCUCCAGCACGGCCAGCGGCGGGGGUGGGGGGAGCCCAAUGGGGAGUCGCUGCAGCAGCAACCGGACCAGCGGCAUCAGUCUUGGCUACGACUCUCGCUACUCGGCCUCUGGAGGAUUCCCCCUGCAGCAGCAGUCCCCCUCCAUGCAGCCCGGGGGUCCUGCGUCGGGGUACGGUCCAGGGCGGUCCGGGGUGACCCCUGUGGAGGCCUGGACCCAGUACCUGGAGGGGGGGAUGCGUCCGGGGGCGUACGACAGCCGGCACUCCUACCCCCCGGCUGUUGGGAGUCCCGGUGCGGCGUGCUUCCAGGCGGGCCCCGAGUGGUGGGUCGAGCAGCAGGCGGAGGUGAGGGGCAAAGAGGGAGACAGGGCCCGGUACUCAGACCUGCCCGGGACGCGGUACCAGGAAGAGCUCACCAGACUUCUGCUGAGAGACAACGCUCUGGCGGGCGGGGGGCUCAUGGAGGGCCUGGCUCUUUCCAAACCCAGCUCCACGGUGGGGCCCUGCUCAGCCGGGGGGCCCCUCAAACCUCAGGAGGAGCCAGGUGGUGCUGGGAGGGAGGGCGUGGAGAGCCGGCAGGAGUUCUUUGGUGAGAUGCUUUCUUUUAAUAUUCAGGGUUCACUUCGAAAAGGGAGAAAUUAG
Messenger RNA from Notothenia coriiceps (black rockcod), 2187 nucleotides. RefSeq names its product LIM domain-containing protein ajuba-like. Gene Ontology annotation, cellular component: adherens junction; nucleus; transcription regulator complex. The transcript has 2 exons. NCBI's taxonomy places the organism in Eukaryota, Metazoa, Chordata, Actinopteri, Perciformes, Nototheniidae. Bases 649 to 2187 code for a protein of 512 amino acids. Gene Ontology annotation, biological process: response to hypoxia; regulation of DNA-templated transcription; negative regulation of hippo signaling. Gene Ontology annotation, molecular function: transcription corepressor activity. The record is from RefSeq and is a predicted model, not a curated record.